Molecule: messenger RNA, 2317 nt
Organism: Ceratosolen solmsi marchali
Lineage: Eukaryota; Metazoa; Arthropoda; Insecta; Hymenoptera; Agaonidae
Gene: Keap1
Product: kelch like ECH associated protein 1
Exons: 8
Coding region: 153-2024 (623 amino acids)
Molecular function (GO): protein binding
Source: RefSeq, a predicted model, not a curated record
GAGAGUGAGAGUGAGAGAGAGAGAGAGAUAGGGUGAUAGAGAAAUGCGCGCGCGCAAGAGAGAGGAUUCGUAAAUGUUUUUGUGCCAAAGUUUGCCUACAACGAAUGACAAGAGCAUAUAUAGCCAAAAUACGUUAACAUAAGGUUAGUUUAAUGGAUGGAGAAGAUGAAGACUUGCCUAGGCCAAGUUGCCAGACCCAGUUCCCCAGUUAUGCCAGUGGUUCGGCGUUUGAUCUUACAGAUGAUAAGGACACGGACUCUUCCAAUUCAAACACAGAAACGCAUGGAAAUCUUGGGGAUAUGAAAUUUAGUGUGAAUGCUUAUAUCAAGGGUGUCAUGAAAAUGAUGUUCAUCAUGCGUAACCAUAAUAUGUUGACUGAUAUCGUAUUAGAAGUUGGCUCAGAGAUUUUCCAUGCACAUAAAGUUAUUUUAGCAGCUGCUAGUCCUUAUUUUAAGGCUAUGUUUACAGGAGGAUUAAAAGAAAGCGAGAUGACAAGGGUAAAACUAUUGGGUGUUUGUCCAACAGCAAUGGCUAAGCUAGUAAAUUUUAUGUAUACUGGCAAAAUACGUGUAACAGAAAUAACAGUCUGUUCACUUUUACCAGCUGCAACAAUGUUCCAGGUAUCAAAUGUAGUAGACGCUUGCUGCCUGUUUCUUGAAAAUCAGCUGGACCCAACAAAUGCCAUUGGUAUAUCUAAUUUUGCAGAGCAACAUAGUUGUUCAAACUUAUAUCACAAGGCAAAUCAAUUUAUAGUACAGCACUUUAGUAGAAUUUGUCAAGAAGAAGAGUUUUUGCAACUAUCACCUGUGCAGUUAGUCGCACUUGUUCGAAAGGAUGAACUCAAUGUUCAAGAAGAGCGUGAAGUUUAUAAUGCGGUACUUAAGUGGGUUAAAUAUAACGAAGAGGCCCGGGGUCCAAAAAUGGAGCAUAUUUUGCAUGUAGUGCGUUGCCAAUACUUGACACCGAGCUUUUUGAGCGAGCAAAUGAAUAACUGCGAUGUACUAAAGAAAGUUCCAGCUUGCAGAGAAUAUUUGGCUCAGAUUUUCAAAGAUCUAACUUUGCAUAAAAAACCUAUAGUAAAAGAAAGAACACCGAAUACGCCACGAACUAUUUAUAUCGCUGGUGGAUUUUUACAGCAUUCCUUAGACUUGUUCGAAGGCUAUAAUGUGGAUGAUAAAACAUGGACACAACAUGCGAGAUUAUUGGUCCCACGAUCAGGAUUAGGUGGAGUUUUUCUCAAAGGUGUAUUCUAUGCUAUCGGUGGAAGAAAUAAUACUCCAGGAAAUAGGUAUGAUAGUAAUUGGGUGGAUCGUUACAAUCCAGCAACAGACCAAUGGAGACCGUGUAGUCCAUUAUCUGUUCCAAGGAAUCGUUUAGGAGUUGCUGUAAUGGAUGGUCUAUUAUAUGCUGUUGGUGGAAGCUCAAAUGCAGAGUAUCAUAGAAGUGUCGAAUGCUAUGAUCCAGAUCACGAUACUUGGACGACUAUCAAGCCAAUGCAUAAAAAGAGAUUAGGAGUUGGAGUAGCCGUCGUUAACAGAUUGCUGUAUGCAAUUGGAGGCUUCGAUGGGAGUGAUAGAUUAAAUUCCGUGGAGUGUUAUCAUCCAGAAAACGAUGAAUGGACUAUGGUCUCUCCAAUGCAUGUUUGUCGAUCUGGAUCUGGUGUUGCAAGUCUGGGCCAAUAUAUUUAUGUUGUUGGCGGAUUUAAUGGAAAAAAUCAAAUUAACACAGUUGAACGAUACGAUACUGAAAAGGAUGUUUGGGAGUAUGUUAGUGCUCUGCAAACAGCUCGAAGUGCCUUGAGUGUCACCGUACUAGGUGGAAAGCUAUACGCCAUGGGUGGAUUUGACGGGACUACAUUCUUGAACAUUGUAGAAAUUUUCGAUCCUGCGGAGAACAAGUGGGAAGAAGGUGUACCAAUGACAUCUGGUCGUUCUGGACAUGCCAGUGCAGUCUCAUAUCAACAUUGCCCAAUUCAUUGUGAUCAUUUAGACCAUAACGUAAAUUUACAGAAAGCACCAUCGUGACAUUAGUAUUAUUUAUAACUAAAAAAUGACCGUGUGUAAAUGUGAAUUUAAUUAUACUUCUUUUAUAAUUGUUUCUUAUUGAUAACAAUACUAUUUUUGAUCAAGAUACUUUCAUGGAUCUAAAGCAAAGAUUAAAUAUUGUACGUUUUUAGGAAAAUAUGUGAAAAGCUUGAUAUUAAACCUAUAAUAUUAUACAAAAUAGAAUAAUCUCGUGGAUGUAAUAAGAUCGAGGAAUGGUUCAACGGAGUUAGCAAAUUUAUAAUUUAAUCGAUACAUAUGCUAGUUGUUGUGGA